Huiozyma naganishii CBS 8797 is the source of this 1824-nucleotide messenger RNA. RefSeq names its product Tda7p (gene TDA7). The transcript has a single exon. The record is from RefSeq and is a predicted model, not a curated record. The coding region runs from base 1 to 1824 and encodes 607 amino acids. Lineage: Eukaryota; Fungi; Ascomycota; Saccharomycetes; Saccharomycetales; Saccharomycetaceae.
AUGGCUUAUAACGGUACGGGACCCGGUAUCCCGCCUCCAUCGACAGAUAUAGUGUCCGAGCUACAACAGAGUAUUACAAGUGGUGCCGUUGAUCCCGCGGUAUACACGUUGUUGCCCACGAGUCUGACCGCUCAGAGCUCUUUUGAACUCCAAAAUUUACCAUAUUCCUCCUCGGUUGCUGUUCCUACUCCAAGUAGUACCCCAGUAGAUGUCUCAGAAGUUUCACAGGUUACCGGUGGGGAUUUGUUUACCAGCAGCAGCAACUCUAUCAAUCAAUAUUCUCAGUAUGUGCCAUCGCCUACGGAUAGCACAAAUCACCAACCAACUACAAGCAGUAUAACGUCUUCCGAAGCGUACGUGAUACCGGAUAUCACUAGCUCAAGUUAUGUCACUGCCAGUAGCAGUUCUGUGGAGGACACUACCUGGUCGCAGAUAUUGUCUGCGUUUGAGAAUGACACUGCGCAGUGGUCUUUAGCUGACUUAUUGACGUCUACGGAACCCACUACGAGCUCUUACGAACCACCAUUAACAAGCAGCUUUUUAUCGUCUGGUAUGCCCGUUAUUCAUAAAUCUUCAUUACCGGGGAGGUCCGAGCUAGAUGAAAGUUUAGCAGCCAGAUCCACGAGCAUAAUCUAUUCCUCGUCGAUACCGACAGCCACUUCUUCAUCGUUGGCUCAAUUGGUUGUGUCCUCGUCAUCGUGGUACUCGACUCCGGUAUCCUCGACUCCGGUAUUCUCAUCAGCAACAUUAUCGUCAUCGUUAUCACGGUCGGCACCAUCUUCAUCCAUAAAGCGAAUAACUUCGAUACUAUCGCUUCCACCAUUGACAUCCCAGUACUUGAAUAGUUCAUUGACGACGACAACGAUAUCCUCCCUGUCACCAUCUUCUUCCUCUUCUGCCCCCCCAUUUUCUUCGUCCUCUGCGGUAUUCUAUAAUUCCACAUCCGAGUUACCCUUUGCUGCAACUGAGCCCACCUCAACAUCCGAUGACUUUACGAGCUCCGCUACGGCGGUAUCGUCAUCCACAAGUCUGUACAGCGUGUCUGAUGCAUCAAAGGCGUUUUAUUACAUCUACCAGCAACCAUACGUCUUCACAGAUACGACGACCACAUUUACGACCGAUUUGCCCAAAACAACAUCAAUCAUGAAGGGUAGAUCGCAGUCAUUUGUAGUCCCCUCGUCGACUGUAACGGCGCCAGUCAAAGCGUACAAGAAGUGGCUCGAUGGCGGUGGGCUCGAUGACUCAUCGUCGAGCGGGCCCACGGCUCACUCCAAAACGGGGACUAUCGUUGGAAGUGUAGUAGGAAGUGUUGGUGGAGUGCUGCUCUGUGCGGUACUGAUCUGGUUUGUGAUGUUCAGACGGAGGAAACACCUACGGUUGAGGAAGGAAAGUAGUCCAUCACUGGAGGGGUUCCACCACGGGCUUGGCAGACGCACAUACAACUACAACGCGACAGCCCUGUCACGAGAUACACAAAACAAGGAAACUUCACCUCAGAGGGACCCCUUCAAGCGGGAAUUCGAUUUCAACCACAGAGGCGAGAUGUCUCAGAGGCCCGCCGCGCCGCCAAUACCACCACCAAGAAAGACCGUGCCCACGGGUACCACUCCGAGCAACGGACAGCCGCUACGGCACCCGCUGCCAAUGGCGGACGAAACGCACGCGAGGUUUUCGUAUAUGUCCUCGGAGUACGGGUCCUCGAUGGACUCGUCCGAAAUCAACGACUCUCUGUCCACUGCAUCGUCCUCGCUGCGUCUCGGGACGCGGCACGAUAGUGGAGUGCCAAGAAACGGGAACCAGGGGUUUCUGAGGGAGAUCAUAUAG